This is a messenger RNA of Phytophthora sojae, 327 nucleotides long. RefSeq lists its product as hypothetical. Lineage: Eukaryota; Oomycota; Peronosporomycetes; Peronosporales; Peronosporaceae. The record is from RefSeq and is a predicted model, not a curated record. Bases 1 to 327 code for a protein of 108 amino acids. The transcript has a single exon.
AUGAAGCUGGGCGGAGGGCGAGGUGCCCGAUCGAAAAAACCUGCACCCACUCGCAAGAAGGUCGGGCGGCCCAAGAAGAACUACCGGCGAACCUGCCCGCAUUGCCCCCGCAAAUUGAAGACCGCCCAGGGACUCAAGAAGCACUUGGCGAAGAAAUUGAAGUGCGAUCUGGCAUCCGUCGCUGCACGUGCUGCAGCACGCAAGGAAUCGAAUCGGCGCGCGGCCAAGCACUACUACGCUCGUAAGAAGAAGGGGGUCCCCCUGGAGGCGUGGCAAGCGAUGUUUCCGACCACUCGGGACAUUGCACGCUUCCGCGCACAACGCUGA